Dictyostelium discoideum AX4 is the source of this 747-nucleotide messenger RNA. It is a transcript of the gene psmA1, whose product is annotated as 20S proteasome subunit C2. The record is from RefSeq and is a predicted model, not a curated record. Lineage: Eukaryota; Evosea; Eumycetozoa; Dictyosteliales; Dictyosteliaceae. Gene Ontology annotation, cellular component: proteasome core complex, alpha-subunit complex; cytoplasm; proteasome core complex. Gene Ontology annotation, biological process: protein catabolic process; ubiquitin-dependent protein catabolic process; proteasomal protein catabolic process. The transcript is spliced from 3 exons. The coding region runs from base 1 to 747 and encodes 248 amino acids.
AUGUAUCGUAAUCAAUAUGAUAGUGAUAUUACUACCUUUUCACCAAGUGGUAGAAUUCAUCAAAUAGAGUAUGCAAUGGAAGCAGUAAAACAAGGUGGUGCAGCAGUUGCAUUAAAAUCCAAACAAUUUGCAGUUUUAGUAUCAUUAAAGAGAUCAUCAUCCGAAUUAGGUUCAUAUCAAAAGAAGAUUUUUGUAGUUGAUGAUCAUGUUGGUAUUGCAAUUUCAGGUUUAACUGCUGAUGCUCGUAUGUUAUGUAAUUAUAUGAGAAAUGAAUGUUCAAAUUAUAACUAUGUUUAUGAAUCCCAAAUGAGAGUAGAACGUUUAGUUACAAAAGUUGCUGACAAACAUCAAGUACAUACUCAAAGAUAUGGUAGAAGACCAUAUGGUGUUGGUUUAUUAGUAGCUGGUUAUGAUCAAUUAGGAGCACAUAUCUAUCAAACAUGUCCAUCUGGUAAUUUUUAUGAUUAUAAAUCAAUUUCAAUUGGAUCAAGAUCACAAUCUGCUAAAACUUAUCUUGAAAAACAUUUUGAAUCAUUUGAAGAAUGUACAUUAGAACAAUUAAUUACUCAUGGUUUACGUGCACUUAGAGAAACUAUACCAAAUACUGACGAUACCUUAAAUUCUAAAAAUGUUUCAAUUGGUAUCGUUGGUGAAGGUCAACCAUUCAAAAUCAUUGAAGAAGCUGAUGCUCAACCAUAUCUUAAUUUACUUGAAAAUGAAGAGCCAGUUGAAAUGCAAACAAAUUAA